UUUGAUCUGCCAUUAAUGGGAUUCCAACACCAGUUAUUUUUGUUUCUGAGCUUCUUCCCUGCUAUUUUGGCUGGAAAAGUUACAAUUACAGUUGAUACGAGUAAAACAAUUGCAGAAACUGAUGAUAAUUUCAUAUGUGCUACAAUUGAUUGGUGGCCUCAUGAUAAGUGCAACUACAAGCACUGUCCUUGGGGAUCUUCAUCUAUAUUAAAUUUGAAUUUAUCUCAUCCUUCCUUAAAAAAAGCCAUCGAAGCUUUUAGGUCUUUGAGGAUAAGAUUGGGAGGUAGUUUGGAAGACCAAGUAGUGUAUGGUGUAGGCAAUUUGGAGUCUCCUUGCGACCCACUCAAAGCGGAGAAGAAUGGGUUGUUAGGGUUUUCAAAAGGAUGUUUACCUAUGAAAAGAUGGGAUGAACUGAAUAACUUCCUUGCUAAAACAGGGGUCAUUGUGACAUUUGGGUUGAAUGCACUAUAUGGGAGGCGCCAUAUUAAGGGAAAAGUUUGGGAAGGAGCUUGGGAUUCUACUAAUGCUCACGAUUUUAUUAAAUACACUGUUUCCAAAGGAUACAAGAUUGAUUCUUGGGAAUUCGGAAAUGAGAUAUGUGGACGGGCCAGCUAUGGAGCAAAUAUUGAUGCUGAACUGUAUGGGAAUGACCUGAUCAAGCUUAAAAAAAUCAUCGAGGAUUUGUAUGAGAACUCUGACUCUACACCUUCACUUCUUGCACCAGGAGGAUUUUUCGACCAAGUGUGGUUUGCGAAGCUUCUUCAGGUGUCAGGCCUUGGCAUAGUCGAUAGUGUGACUCAUCAUAUAUACAACUUGGGUCCAGCUGGUAAUCCCAAUCUUGUGGAAAAGAUAUUGAAUCGCCGUCUUUUGAACAAACUAGCACGAACAUUGACUGUUGUUGAUCAAACCAUUAAGGACAAUGGUUCUUGGGCUUCUGCAUGGAUUGGAGAAUCUGGUGGAGCUUCCACAAAUGGAGGAUAUGAUGUAUCUGAUACAUUUGUGAAUAGCUUUUGGUACUUAGAUCAGCUUGGGAUGGCAUCCAAGUACAAUACUAAGGUGCAUUGUAGGCAGACUUUGAUCGGAGGGAAUUAUGGCCUCCUCAACAAAGAAACUUUUGCACCCAAUCCCGACUAUUACAGUGCUCUUCUAUGGCAUCGUUUGAUGGGGAAACGAGUUUUAGCAGUCAAAACCAACGCUUUGUCAUAUCUACGCUCUUACGCCCAUUGUUCCAAAGAAGGAGUAGGUGUAACCUUACUCCUUAUUAACUUACACAAGGCUACUGAUUAUAUAAUUAGAGUUUCAAAAACCAUGAAAAUGCAUCUGCAUUUGGAAGCACAAGGAUCGCGUUAUCUGAACAAGACGGUUUCAUGGAUUGGAAGCAAAGAUUUCGAACCAGAUGGACCAAAAUUGUUCAGAGAGGAGUACCAUUUGACUCCUGAAGAUGGGUACCUAAGAAGUCAUACCAUGUUUCUUAAUGGAAAACCAUUGGAGCUUACAGAAAAUGGAGACAUCCCAAUAUUGAAACCUGCACAAGUUGAUGUGAAUUCUGAAAUAUCGAUCGCUCAUUUGUCUAUUGCAUUCAUCGUAUUCCCUAAUUUUCAUGCUUCUGCUUGCGCAUAGUCGGUCUCCAUUGAUCAUUCCUGCUCAUCAUACACUCUUGUUCAUGGCAAUCACAGAACUGUAAGUUUCUGUCAAUUGUAGCUAUAAUAAAUUCCAUCUUCAUGUCAAUUGUGAAAGUUUCUUACAAUUGUACUUUCAAUGAGCUACAGUUUACAAUUGUA
This is a messenger RNA of Tripterygium wilfordii, 1781 nucleotides long. Its product is annotated as heparanase-like protein 1. Lineage: Eukaryota; Viridiplantae; Streptophyta; Magnoliopsida; Celastrales; Celastraceae. Gene Ontology annotation, molecular function: beta-glucuronidase activity. The record is from RefSeq and is a predicted model, not a curated record. Gene Ontology annotation, cellular component: plant-type cell wall; membrane. The coding region runs from base 16 to 1620 and encodes 534 amino acids. The transcript is spliced from 9 exons.